CCCCAAGUUCCUCCUCCUUAUAAUUAAUGCUGGGAGCCUCGGUGGCCACAGCCGUAUUGCAGCCAUGGUGAGCCGGGCGAUGGUCACUGCCGGGUGGCUCUCCGGAGCUCUGAAAACCAAAAAGGCUCCAUCACUGCGAGUUCUGGACUCCACGUGGUACGCGCCGGGCGGGAGGGACGCCAGGAAGGAGUUCACGGAGAAGCACAUCCCGGGCGCUGCGUUCUUCGACAUGGAGCAAUGCAAGGACGAGGCGUCGCCCUACGAGAUGAUGCUGCCCAGCCGGACGCGGUUCGCCGAUUACGCCGGCAGCCUCGGCAUCAACAACCAGAGCCACGUGGUGAUCUACGACUGCGAUAACAUGGGCAUGCUGUACGCCCCCCGGCUGUGGUGGAUGUUCCGCGUCUUCGGACACAGCAACGUGUCGGUGCUGGAUGGCGGAUUGGUGAACUGGGAGAAGCGCAAUCUGCCGGUGACAUCGGAAAUCGCGGCGGUGAAGCCGGAGAAGUUCGACGCCACCCUGGACCGUUCUCUGCUGAAGACCUUCGAAGACGUUCAGGAGAACCUGAGCAGCAAAAGAUUCCAGCUGGUGGACGCCCGAGGGGCGGCAAGGUUCCGGGGCCCAGAGCCCAAACCAGGAGAAGGGAUUGAACCCGGACACAUCCCCGGCUCGCUGAAUCUCCCCUUCGCCGGCUUCCUGACACCGGACGGGUUCCAGAAGCCGUCGCACGAGAUCCGUCGCCUGUUCGAGGAGAAGGAAGUGGACCUGAGGAAGCCGCUGGCGGCCACGUGUCGGCGAGGGGUGACCGCCAGUCACCUGGCGUUGGCCGCCUUCGUCCUGGGGAAGGAAGACGCGGCCGUCUACGACGGAUCAUGGUCCGAGUGGUUCCACCGCGCCAAACCCGAGCACAAAGUGUUCGAGGGGAGGAGCCAAGCCUGAAAGACAAUAUGGCGGCUGACGCGGGAGGUGGGAGGGGCCAUUUACCCAGCAGGGGUCAUGUGACAUUUUCUGGGAUUGUAAAUAUUUACUGAACUUUUUUAUGGUGAAAUAAAACAAACAAAAAACGCAACCAAAGAAAUGACGAGAGAUUGACGUGUCAUGUGACCAAUAAUAAAAUAUAGAGCUUUA
Rana temporaria (common frog) is the source of this 1126-nucleotide messenger RNA. Its product is annotated as thiosulfate sulfurtransferase-like. NCBI's taxonomy places the organism in Eukaryota, Metazoa, Chordata, Amphibia, Anura, Ranidae. The record is from RefSeq and is a predicted model, not a curated record. Bases 65 to 937 code for a protein of 290 amino acids. Gene Ontology annotation, molecular function: thiosulfate-cyanide sulfurtransferase activity. Gene Ontology annotation, cellular component: mitochondrion. The transcript has 2 exons. Gene Ontology annotation, biological process: transsulfuration.